ACUGGGAACACUGGGAACCGUCCUUUAAUGUCUUGACUCUAAACACUCCGAUACAGCAGGUGGCGGUAUGCAGGUGACGAUUCUUCGCGAUCCGCCAAUAACCAAAGAAGAAGAACAGCCGCAAAUGGCGUCUGAUUAACUGUCCUCUUUACAGCAUGAAUGAACCGUCAGCCUCUGUAUGACUGGACAGACCUGUCUGAACGGACUCUGUGCUGCUGUUUUAGUUUUCCAGUAUCUUACAAACCGUGCAGAGUUAGCUUAGCUUGUUAGCUGGUAACGGGGAUGUUUGUUACCGCAGCAACCAGUGUUAGCAACGCUGACAGUCUGACGGAGGAAAAAAGUUUCUGUCAUCGUGUUAAAAUGUCUAAAGUCCAAAUGCUGAGAGCUGUGGUCGACCAGCGACUAACUGCGGCUGCUGAAGAGAUAUUUGUGCUGUUUGAAAGAUCGAUAGCAGAGUACGAGGAGGAACUUUCUCGAUCCAAAGAGGAGAACGAGCGACAACGCAAACUACUGGACGCUGUUUUCAACCCUCAACUUCAGCUACACAGAGCAGUGUUUCCUGCAGACGUCCAGCAGCUGUUUGGAAGUAAAGAAGAGGCUCCCCCUGAGCAGCAGGAGUGGAGCUCCAGUCUGGACCAGGAGGACCCAGAGCCCCCACACAUUAAAGAGGAACAGGAGGAACUCUGGACCAAUCAGGAGGGAGAGCAGCUUCAAGGGCUGCAGGAGGCUGAUAUCACCAAGUUCACAUUCACUCCUGUCCCUGUGACAAGUGAAGAUGUUGAAGAGAAACCUCAGUCCUCACAGCUUCAACAAAGACAAACUGAGGAGAACAAAGACUCAGUGGGAGGUGAAGAAGUCAGGAACCUAGAGCCAGAUAGACUUUUACAAGCAGAUACUGACGACAGGACUUCUGACUGUUCUGAAGUCAGAGAUGAUGGUUGGACAGAAACCAGUGAACCUCAGCCAGAUUUAAACUCUGUGAACAAUUAUAAAGUCCUUGUUAGUGAUAUGAGAUGUAAUACCGUCAAGAAACAAUAUAACUGCUCUGAGUGUGGUAAAAUAUUUCAAUAUAAGAAGUGUCUGAAUAGACACAUGAGAAUCCACACAGGGGAGAAAUCCUUUAAAUGUCUGUUUUGUGGUAAAGCCUUCGUACGAAAGGAAGGUCUGACACAACAUGUACGGCUCCACACAGGAGAGAAACCAUUCAGCUGCAGAGUUUGUCACAAAAGAUUCACCUGGCAGGCACAGGUCAAACAACACCACUGUAUAGGGGAGUCAUCACAGUUUCAAACUGAAGCUGAAGGAAAGGACUGCGGAGGAUCAGAAGCAGCCAGGAACUCACAUCCAGAUAGACAUUUAAAACCAGAUGCUGAUGACAAGUCUUCAAACUGUUCUGAACGUGACCCUAAAGUCAUUGAUCAUGCCUGUGAGGAGACCAUGGAGCCCCUGCCAGGUUUAAAAAUGGAGAAAAAUAAUACAGUCCCUGAAAGAUGUAAUUCUGGCAAGAAAAAAUUUUACUGCUCUGAGUGUGGUAAAAUAUUUGACUGCAAAGAGUAUCUGCAGAAACAUAUGAGAGUUCACUCAGGAGAGAAGCCUUACAGCUGUUUGAUAUGUAAUAAACGUUUCUCCAGUCGAGGAUAUGUCGCAGUUCACAUGAAAAUCCACACAGGGGAGAAAUCCUUUAAAUGUCCGUUUUGUGGUAAAGCCUUCGUACGAAAGGAAGGUCUGACACAACAUGUACGACUCCACACGGGAGAGAAACCGUUCAGCUGCAGAGUUUGUCACAAAAGAUUCACCUGGCCGGCACAGGUCAGACAACACCACUGUGUUGGUGAGUCGUCACAGUUUCAAACAGUCUGCAGCUCAACUCCACAGACGGAAACAGAAGCUGACGGAGAGAACGGUGGAGGAUCAGAACCAGCCAGGAACUUUGAGAUCAGUGAUGCUGAUAUGCAGGAACCUUUCAGAGCACCCUUGAUAAACUCAGUCAGCUCCGCAGUGAAGUUGACUGAACUCCAGUUUAAACAGACCUGUACCAGCGUCUUCACCGCCUUCUCCUCUACUGUUCGGUGUGAUCGACUCUUCAGCCGACAGCUCGGUCAGCAGUCAAUCAGGAUUUUAUUACUAAACUAACACUAGGGUGCACUUUUUAUUUUUCUGAAUGUGGAAAUCUGAUGUUUUCACAUCACAAAUGAUAAACAACAUCAUUCAAACACGAGUCUCGCAGGUAAAACAUUAGACUCAUGCAGCUGUUAUAUCUGCUGAUGCACUUGAUUGUCACAGCAGUAACUGGGUGGAGACAUGAAUAAUAUUUCUCACAGGAGUCUGUAUUAAAGAAAGAAAGACUAAUAAUUAUGUUUAAUAGGAAGGCCUAUAAGAAGUAAAUGUAUGUAACGAGAUAAAUGUUGACAUUUAUCCCUCCUGCUCAGUCUCCCAGUUUGUGGUCCAAGAUUUCCUCGAAAAAACAAUUUAUGAUUGGUCACUUUAGGACUUGAUACUACAGUUAUUGCUGCACUAAGCUUAUCCUUAUUGGCAGACUGAAACAGACAGCGUUAUAGGAAUUUUAAGGUCAGUCUGGCACUGAAAGCAUGUCAAAAAGGACAGAACUGAACCUCAGUACUAGAGUAGAACUAAAAAAAUUUAUCAGUAGAAAUGAGUGUUAAAAUUUGUAAUUGAAUAUUUGGUCAGUUUCUUCAUUUUUUAGAUGAUUUUUCAGAUAUUUCCUAAUUUAAAUCACAACUUGAAGUCCUCACAAUGCUUUACUUAUUAGUUCCUGUUUUGGUUGUUUGUGCUCAGACAACAUUAACUGACACACUGAGAUGUUGUCUUUAAUUUACUGUACUGGAACUCUGAUAUCGUAUCAGCACCAAUAUUAAAAUAAUUGCAACAGAUCCAGCCCAGGGCAAUGUAAGAAGAGAAAGAAACAAAAACUAGAUUGAUAAACUGAUGGUCAGUGUUUAAGUAACGUUAAUCAUUCUUGUGGUUUGCUAAUAUUUUGUGUGAGUUACAUGGUAUUUAUGACGCUAAAUGUGUUCUGUGUGCCUUUAUAGAAGACUGGAGUUUAUGUAAAUGAAAACAGUCCUGCAGCGCUGGACUCCUUCAAAGAGAUGAUCAAUAUAUUCUGGUAAUCUGUUAAAUAUGUAUUUUGUAUUAAAUGUUUUUUCACACACUGUAAAGAGCUUUUAAUCUUUUGAUUGUGAAGUUUGAUUGUUAAUUUCUUAUUAAUUUUGUUUGUGUGAACUGAUACAGUCAACAUGAAUAAAAAGUUAAUUAGUGUUUGACGUUACAGUCUGGUUGAUUGGUAUUUAUUAUGAGGAUGAUGACAGGAAAGCGGGCUGAAAUGAUUAGUCAAUUAAUUAGUUGACUGAAAGCAUAUGUAUUGCCAGCAGUUUUGAUAAUUGACAAAUCAUUCAGGUUUUAUAUCACAGCGUACUAUAUUGUUAUAGUAUGUAUACUUUUGCUAUUCUUGCCCUUAUUUGUGAUUUUCCUGAUAAUUAGAUUUUUUUUUCUUAUACCUACUAAGUAGCUUGCCAUGUCUCUUGAAGU
Molecule: messenger RNA, 3546 nt
Organism: Thunnus maccoyii (southern bluefin tuna)
Lineage: Eukaryota; Metazoa; Chordata; Actinopteri; Scombriformes; Scombridae
Product: oocyte zinc finger protein XlCOF22-like
Exons: 3
Coding region: 283-2133 (616 amino acids)
Biological process (GO): regulation of transcription by RNA polymerase II
Cellular component (GO): nucleus
Molecular function (GO): DNA-binding transcription factor activity, RNA polymerase II-specific; RNA polymerase II cis-regulatory region sequence-specific DNA binding
Source: RefSeq, a predicted model, not a curated record